GUAGUACUGUCCCAUUUCCAAUAUUUGAAGAAAGACGCAAGUUGCUUUGGCCUGUUUGGCCAAGACUUAGACUAGCUAGGGGAAGACUUUUUGUUGUGUUAUAUAAGGAAUCCUGCAUUUGAUUAUGGAGCAUAUUGUGGGCAGAAAACGUGAAUGAACCUUUCAAAGUAAGAAACCACAGAUUUCAAAUGUGCGUUUGAAAAUGACUACAUUCGUUAUAUAUCAUUUCCAUGCCAAUAGGACUUUCAAGUCCACAGAGACUGGGACUCGUAUAACCAUAAACAAGAAACUGAGCAAGGGUAGUAUUGAGGUUUUGUUAGGGGAGGCUACCUAGCAGCAAAUCAAUCUGCAUGCAUAGAGAUGAAGAGGAACAAUGCGAAGCAUUUGUAUGAUUUCUUGGACGGGUCAGGAUUGCAUAGGAAUUUUGCAGGAUCAAGUUGGCAGCCAACGAAGAAGAGCAGCGGGACAUUUACGUCUGUAGCCUUCUUGUUCUUGUUGUUCUUCUUUGUUGCUGGACUGGUAUUUGCCGGCUGGAGUGUUGAUAUUGACUCCUUUAUAUUUUCAAGUGCCUCUUCUAACAAAUCAAUCCCAACACCAACAACAAUACCCAGAACCAUUGAAUUCCCACUCCAAUGUGCCACUGGAAUUAAUGUGACACAAACUUGUCCAAGAACCUACCCUAGCAAACACAACCCUACAAGUCCUAACCUUCCAUCAAAUGUCACAUGCCCAUCAUACUUCCGAUGGAUCCACGAAGAUCUAUGGCCAUGGAGAGAGACGGGAAUCACGAGGGACAUGGUGGAGCGGGCGCACAGGACCGCACAUUUUAGGCUCGUGAUUGUGGACGGCAAGGCCUACCUAGAGAAGUAUAGGCAGUCCAUACAAACUAGGGACAUGUUUACAUUAUGGGGCAUUUUGCAGCUUCUAAGGGUAUACCCUGGUAGAUUGCCUGACUUGGAGAUCAUGUUCGACUGUGAUGAUCGGCCUGUGGUCCGAUCAAAAGACUUUCAGGGACCAAAUGCAGGGCCGCCGCCUGUUUUCCGAUACUGUGCCGAUGAGGGCAGCUUGGACAUUGUGUUCCCAGAUUGGUCUUUUUGGGGCUGGGCUGAGACCAAUAUAAAGCCAUGGAAAAACUUAUUGCCAAGCAUAAAGGAAGGCAAUAAAAGAACGGAGUGGAAGGAUAGGGUGCCCUAUGCUUACUGGAAAGGUAACCCAAAUGUGGCUCCAACCAGGAAAGACCUUCUCAAAUGCAAUGUUUCAGACCAAAAUGACUGGAAUACACUCUUAUACAUACAGAAUUGGGAGAAAGAAUCCAAAGAAGGGUACAAGCAGUCCAGCUUAGAAGAUCAAUGCAAGCACAGGUACAAAAUUUAUGUAGAGGGAUGGGCAUGGUCUGUGAGUGAAAAAUACAUACUGGCAUGUGAUUCUAUGACCUUAUAUGUAAACCCUCGUUAUUACGAUUUCUACAUGAGAGGCAUGCUACCAUUGGAGCACUAUUGGCCCAUUAGGGACAACAGCAAGUGCACUUCUCUCAAAUUUGCUGUGGAAUGGGGAAAUAAUCACACGAAAAAGGCAGAGGCAAUUGGGGAGGCAGCAAGCAACUUCAUACAAGAAGAUCUGAAGAUGGACUAUGUGUAUGACUACAUGUUUCAUGUACUGAAUGAAUAUGCAAAGCUCUUGAAAUUCAAACCGACGAUACCUCCCAACGCAUCGGAACUAUGUUCUGAAACAAUGGCAUGCCCUACAACUGGCACAUGGAAGAAAUUCAUGAAGGAGUCCAUGGUGAUGUCUCCUAGUGAUGAAAUCCCAUGUUCUUUGCCUCCUCCAUAUGAUCCUCAAGCUCUUCGUGAUUUUCUUGUGAGAAAAGCCAACUCAACUAGGCAAGUGGAAGCUUGGGAAAAUGAAUAUUGGCAGAGUUCUAAUAAAAAACAAUAGAGGCCCUUUUGUACAUACAUGUGUUCUCUAGUGCGUUUCCUAUGUGUUCCAUUCCCUUCUUAGAUGAGCAAACUGAAACCUGGAUACUGACAAUGGCAAAAGAUCAUGCCCAUAAUUCUGCUUAUUGAAAUUCCUAGCUAAUGUGGGAUUAGAUGCU
Molecule: messenger RNA, 2092 nt
Organism: Rosa rugosa (rugosa rose)
Lineage: Eukaryota; Viridiplantae; Streptophyta; Magnoliopsida; Rosales; Rosaceae
Exons: 6
Coding region: 361-1935 (524 amino acids)
Source: RefSeq, a predicted model, not a curated record